Leopardus geoffroyi (Geoffroy's cat) is the source of this 3073-nucleotide messenger RNA. RefSeq names its product citramalyl-CoA lyase (gene CLYBL). The record is from RefSeq and is a predicted model, not a curated record. The transcript is spliced from 9 exons. Bases 52 to 1074 code for a protein of 340 amino acids. NCBI's taxonomy places the organism in Eukaryota, Metazoa, Chordata, Mammalia, Carnivora, Felidae. Gene Ontology annotation, molecular function: (S)-citramalyl-CoA lyase activity. Gene Ontology annotation, biological process: regulation of cobalamin catabolic process.
GUGGCGAGAUGAGGAAGGACCUGUCUGAGGCGGGGCGCGCGCGUCAGGAAGAUGGCGCUGCGUCUGCUGUGGAGAGCGCCACGCGGAACGGCGGCGGCGGCGCUGCCGAGGCUGAAACCACUUCUGGCAGCUGAUGUGCCCAGGGUUGGAUACAGUUCCUCCUCCAAUCACAAGUACAUUCCCCGGAGAGCAGUGCUCUAUGUACCUGGAAAUGAUGAAAAGAAAAUAAAGAAGAUUCCCUCCUUGAAUGUAGAUUGUGCGGUGCUCGACUGUGAGGAUGGUGUUGCUAUGAACAAAAAGAAUGAAGCUCGAUCGAGAAUAGUAAAAACUCUUGAAGACUUUGAUCUGGGCCCAACUGAAAAGUGUGUGAGGGUCAACUCGGUGUCCAGCGGUCUGGCCGAAGAAGACCUGGAGAUCCUCCUGCAAUCCCGGGUCCUUCCUUCUAGCCUGAUGCUGCCAAAGGUCGAAGGUCCUGAAGAAAUCCAGUGGUUUUCAGACAAAUUUUCAUUCUACUUAAAAGGCCGAAAACUUGAACAACCUAUGAAUUUAAUCCCUUUUGUGGAAACUGCAAUGGGUUUGCUCAAUUUUAAGACCGUGUGUGAAGAAGCACUAAAGACCGGACCUCAAGUGGGUCUUUUUCUAGAUGCUGUUGUUUUUGGAGGAGAAGACUUUCGAGCCAGCAUAGGUGCAACAAGUGGUAAAGAAGCCCAAGAUAUUCUGUACGCCCGACAAAAGAUUAUUGUUAUAGCGAAGGCCUUCGGUCUGCAGGCCAUAGAUCUGGUGUACAUCGACUUUCGAGACGGAGAGGGGCUCCUCAGGCAGUCCAGGGAAGGAGCCGCAAUGGGGUUUACCGGUAAGCAGGUGAUACACCCUAACCAAAUUGCCGUGGUUCAGGAACAGUUUUCUCCUUCCCCUGAAAAGAUUAAGUGGGCUGAAGAACUGAUCGCUGCCUUUAAAGAACAUCAACAAUUAGGAAAGGGAGCCUUUACUUUCCAAGGGAGUAUGAUCGACAUGCCAUUACUGAAGCAAGCCCAGAACAUUGUUACGCUUGCCACAUCCAUCAAGGAAAAAUGAUCUGUUAAAUGAAGCUCUCAUCAGUACUUGGAAGGCAAUUGAUGGUACAAAACAGGUUAUAAGAUUAUCAGCAGGAUGUUGUGCAUAUUAAUACCGGCGAAGGGCACCGAACCGGUCUGUCACCGCAGAGUUUACGCCCCAGGCUCCGGGACACUGUCCUCCCAGCCCAGAGACCCUCCCCCCGCGAGGUUUCCACAUUGCAAUUUAGGGGGAAAGUGGAGGAAAGUAAUUAACAGAGCGCAACAUUUCAAUGUUAAAACUUCCAUCUUCCUUUCCGCGCUUUAUUUUAAAUCGGGAUAAGGGGUGGGGGGAGGCGCUAACAGCGCACAAAAUGGGAAAUAAAUUACAUUAAAAUACCUUAACUUAGUACCUGAAAUCUUGCGCGGUGGUACCGGGCAGCUUUUUGCUGCCCUGUGACGGGGGAUGGUGGCUGUUGUGGGUGGUAGUUUGUUUACAUUCCAGCAAUUAUGCGGUAGCAUAUUUCCUUCCGAAUCGAUAAGAAUUGCUAAACGACAAAAAGAAAGUGGUGUGUACGAAAGGAACCGAAAUCGUCGUUGGCGCCUUUUGUGGUCAUUUGCUGCCGAUCGGACCCCGUUCCAGCUAAGCAGACUGAAGCCUGCUGCAUUUUUUUUAUUCUAAAUUUUUUUUUCUUUUUUUACAAGUCUUGCAAAAGACCAGGGAUUUGUCGCUCGCGCCCUUCUUUAAUUUUUGUAAGUGAACGGCACGGUUUUAGUGUUUGCUUCUUCCGAUGGGAAAGGCUCGGCGAGCCCGGGCAGCGCGCCCCGUCGGAAGGACGUGCGCCCGCAGGGCCGGCACACGCAGAGUCCGCGUCCCCCGCCUCCCGCGCUUCCCGAGGACGGAGGUCGGCGGGCGGCGUGCGAGGGCACCUGGACGCGGACACUGGCGGCCCCGGAGGCCCCUAGCGCGCCCUCGGGAGGCGCGCCGUCCCUUCCCCGCGGGGCGCAGCCUGGGCCAGGGGAGCCCAGUGGGCCGGGGCUGCGGGCCCCGCUCGUCCGCCCGCCCGCCGCGGGCUGCCCGGAGCCCGCGAGCCUGUCGCGCAGCCCCGCUGUAAUGGUGGCAGAUCAAAGGCUGCCCCGUGUCCCCGCGGAGCCCGGGACAAUCCCGCGCCUUUGUGCGCUGUUGCUAGGAGCCGGAGAAACUAAGGGAAAGUGUCAGGAGCAUGUUAAUCAGACUCGUUACAGUGUAACAAUAACGUCUCUCUCGGGUCUCCCAGGCCCCCAGCACCCCUGGCGCACCCCGCACGCAGGCCGGACACCUGCGCGGGGCCCUCACGCCUGCCCUGGGGACCGGCCGGCCCCUGUGUCCCUCCAGCCCCGAAGUCCGCGGCUGAGCCGGGCGCGAGGACUAGUCCUAGGGGUCCUGCAAGCUCCUGGCACGUCUCCUGGGCCCGGAUCCCCCUUGACCAGAGCCCCUCGCCCUUAGUCUGUCAGGCUCAAAUCCGAUCCAAGGCCAGAGGGACCUGCGGAGAAAUCGGGUCCUCCUGCUUUUCAGUCAUUGAGUUGAAUUUCCCAAGUUUGAUUCAAACACGGUAUAGAAUCAAAAGGAAAAUGAGCGUUACAUUUAGGUUGCUUUUUGGUUGAAUUUCUUCAAAAUACUCUAAAACCAACUUUGCUGAUUUCCCUCUCAAACCCAUAGAGGGUACUGUAAGUGAUAAUCCCGAAUUUAACAAAACAAAACAAAAAAAAAACCUUUCCUGAAAGUACAGAUUUCUCUGAACUUUUUUGAGAGAAUAACUUCAUUCGUUUAUUCAUUCAACAAACAUCUGUUGAGCCUGACUGGGUGCCAAACAGCCAGCUAGUGUAUGAAAGUCCUAGGACUGGUUCCGGAUGCACUUUUCUUUCAAAAUUAAAACGCUCUUGUGUGAAGUCAAAGGAAGAGCAAAGGCGUAAAAUAAUGUCAAAUGCCAAAACAGAAAGUGCCAUUGACUACAGUAGUGAUAGAAACAAGAGAGGUGCGGAUUAAGAAUUUAAAACAUCUG